CUCUACACAUAUUUCCUUCUGUGGACGGUUCUCCCUUUACACCUCCAGCUUGAACCACUCACCUUCCCAAAGAUUAACCACAUCCUAGACUUCUUCACUUGAUCAUUAACCCGAGUUAAACAGAUAAGAGUAGACCAAAGAGUUUGGCCAUAUAUCAGAUUUACUUCCACCACUGGUGUAGCUGGACUGUAAAAGCCAGCGGACCUUUUCUCCUGUUUUGCUUUGACUGAGCUGUUUGUGUCCAUAUCUCUUCCAUGUUCCAGAGACAGGAACUUGUAUGGGUUCACGUAAAACCAGUUUGUCAAAUAGAAGAAAGUAAUUUAGUUAGUGCACAAAAGUUUGUGUUCUGUGAUGGAGCAGCCGAACAUCUUAAAUUCUCUGGGUCCUGCUGAGUUGAGGCUGUUGAUCAGGCAGGAAGAUCCCAGAAUAAGAGCCACGACUGGAUUAGCUAAUGGUUACCAGCAGGCUAAUGUCGUCAUCCUGCCCAAUGACCUGGCCAAUGACUUUGAAGCGUUCUGUCGCAAAAAUGCCGCCCCCUUGCCACUCCUUUAUCGUAGUAAAUCUGGAGAGACUUCCUGUCUGCCUCUUGCAAAACAUGCUGACAUAAGGACAGAUAUUUCUCAGUACUGUGUGUACGAAGAAGGUCGGCUGGUGAAGAGGGUCUCCAGCCUGCAGAGUUACAGCACUCAGCCAAGGAUUUCAUCAGGGCUGCAGGCUGUGCAUCAUGGCCCAUGGUCAGACAUGGUGUGUUUCUAUCUGGGCUGCAGCUUUGGCUUUGAGGGCAGACUGAAGAACGCCAGAGUGCCAGUCAGGAACGUUGAGCAGGGCACCAAUGUCAGCAUGUACAGGACUUCAGUUCCCUGUGUUCCUGUCGGAGUGUUCAGCUGCCCUCUAGUGGUCACUAUGCGUCCUAUCCCAGCUGGCAUGUUGGAUUCAGCAGUGAAGGUUACUCACCUCAACCCGCUAGCACAUGGAGCUCCUGUACACAUAGGAGAUCCAGCUCUCCUAGGCAUACAGGACCUGUCCACACCAGACUAUGGGGAGCAAGUAGAGCUGCAGCCCGGUGAUGUCCCAGUGUUCUGGGCCUGUGGAGUGACUGCUAUCGAAGCAAUACUCGGCAGCAAGCCUCCCUUGGCAUUCAGUCACUCACCAGGCUGUAUGUUUCUGACGGACAUCCCAGACUCCGCUCCGUCUUCCCCCACACCACCACCCUCUGACAGUGUAAACCCUCCCACCACCGAUCCCGAUGUUGAACUGAUCCCCCUGUGCUUUCUGGUAUCCCACAAUCCCUUGUGGUACAGUUUGGCAUCUCAGAGGGCUGUGGCAAAAAUCCGACAGCUGGAGAGGGUUAUUGGAGAGGAUCCAGGUCAACGAGGGAUUAAAGCUUUGUUUGUUCAGGAUGAACUUCUGCGCUCCUGUCUGGCACUCUCCCACGCAUCCUCUGUUGCCAUAACAACUGGUUUGCCCACACACUAUAUGCACAGUCCUCCAGAUGAGACUGAUGGCCCACCUGGAGCCAUUGCCAUGGCAACCAUGCUGCUGUCGCUAGGGAAACAGGUGACCUGGGUGACAGACAGGAGAGCCCUGGACAUGAAUCGGGCCAUCAUUGAUGAAGCUGUGAGGACAGGUGUGCUGAAAACUGCAAUCCCAUUGGUCACCUUUGAAGACAAUGGCCCAGACUCUGCACUACAUUUUUUGUGUCACCAUGGAGACCCCAGCAAGCCCAGAUACGACCACCUUGUGGCGAUAGAGCGCAGUGGACGUGCUGCAGAUGGAAAUUACUACAACAUGAGAGGAAUAAACCUCAAACAUCUGGUGGAUCCUAUUGACGACUUGUUUAUUGCUGCCAAGGAUAUACCAGGAAUUAUUACUACAGGAGUUGGUGAUGGAGGUAAUGAGUUGGGGAUGGGUAAACUGAAGGAAAAGGUGAAAGCCUUGAUGCCCAGUGGGAGUCUCAUAGCAUGUGAUGUUCCUGCUGACUACGCCAUCACUGCUGGGGUGUCUAACUGGGGAGGAUACGCUGUGGCCUGUGGGCUCUACCUGCUCCACACCUGCCCCUCCCACCAGCGAUACCUAAAGAAAGGGCUGGGACUGGAACACACAACCUCCCAGCUCCAGGACUGGACUGCUAACCUGCCAUCUGUGGACAAGGAGGAGUCUAUCCUUUCCACUCUGAUGAGUUUUGGGAUAAGAAGUGGGAAGACGGGUCACCUGGCCAUGGAAGUGGAUGGCUUAACCUUUCAUCCCACACACUCUGACAUCAUCACCAGACUGCUACAGGUCACACUGGGCUCCAUCACUCCACUCCAAACCCAUGAUGAGCAGUGUUUUUAAAGAGGAUGAAGUGAAUUAUCAAUCUGAGAAAUAACCUGAGGCCAAAUGGCUGUAAAUGCUUGUUAAGCUCAGAGCCCGAGGAUGUAGUACCAAUUAGACAAGCAAGUUCUUCUCUGUUCAGAGUGGCAACAGUCAGUAAAAAAGAAAAGAGUCCAUGAGAGGAGAGGCGUGUGUGUGUGUGCGUGCAAAUAAAUCUGUUUUGAGGCCUUAAACAAUGGAAAUGUUUUAAACUGCAUUUUAUGGUAGAAAUGAUUCCUUGUCUGUUGCUGACUAUCUAUGUCAUGUGAUACUAUAAUAAAUAUGUGCUCUAAA
Messenger RNA from Scatophagus argus, 2646 nucleotides. RefSeq names its product D-glutamate cyclase (gene dglucy). Gene Ontology annotation, molecular function: D-glutamate cyclase activity. Bases 352 to 2334 code for a protein of 660 amino acids. The record is from RefSeq and is a predicted model, not a curated record. Gene Ontology annotation, biological process: glutamate metabolic process. NCBI's taxonomy places the organism in Eukaryota, Metazoa, Chordata, Actinopteri, Scatophagidae. The transcript is spliced from 14 exons.